CGCCCAGCUUUUGAGCUCGCGUCCCCAGGCCGGCGGGGGGGGAGGGGGAGCGAGGGGACCCCGGGAUCCCCGCCCCCCCCACGCGGCCGCCCCUGCCCCCCCGGGACCCGGAGAAGAUGUCUUCCCGGACGGCGCUGGCCCCGGGCAACGAUCGGAACUCGGACACGCAUGGCACGCUGGGCAGCGGCCGCUCCUCCGACAAGGGGCCGUCCUGGUCCAGCCGCUCCCUGGGCGCGCGCUGCCGGAACUCCAUCGCUUCGUGUCCCGAGGAGCAGCCGCACGUGGGCAAUUACCGCCUGCUCAGGACCAUCGGCAAGGGCAACUUCGCCAAGGUCAAGCUGGCCCGGCACAUCCUCACCGGCCGGGAGGUCGCCAUCAAGAUCAUCGACAAAACCCAGCUGAACCCCAGCAGCCUGCAGAAGCUGUUCCGGGAAGUGCGCAUCAUGAAAGGCCUGAACCACCCCAACAUCGUGAAGCUAUUCGAAGUGAUCGAGACGGAGAAGACGCUGUACCUGGUGAUGGAGUACGCCAGCGCAGGAGAAGUGUUUGACUACCUCGUGUCCCACGGCCGCAUGAAGGAGAAGGAGGCCCGGGCCAAGUUCAGACAGAUCGUAUCGGCUGUGCACUAUUGUCACCAGAAAAACAUUGUACACAGGGACCUGAAGGCCGAGAACCUCCUGCUGGACGCCGAGGCCAACAUCAAGAUCGCAGACUUCGGCUUCAGCAACGAGUUCACGCUGGGCUCGAAGCUGGACACGUUCUGCGGGAGCCCCCCGUACGCCGCCCCGGAGCUGUUCCAGGGCAAGAAGUACGACGGGCCGGAGGUGGACAUCUGGAGCCUGGGCGUCAUCCUCUACACCCUCGUCAGCGGCUCCCUGCCCUUCGACGGGCACAACCUCAAGGAGCUGCGGGAGCGCGUGCUGCGCGGGAAGUACCGCGUCCCCUUCUACAUGUCCACGGACUGUGAGAGCAUCCUGCGCAGGUUCCUGGUGCUGAACCCAGCGAAACGCUGCACGCUUGAGCAAAUCAUGAAAGACAAGUGGAUGAACAUCGGCUACGAGGGCGAGGAGCUGACGCCGUACACGGAGCCCGAGGAGGACCUCGGGGACACGAAGCGGAUCGAGGUGAUGGUGGGCAUGGGCUACACGCGGGAAGAAAUCAAAGAGGCCCUGACCAGCCAGAAGUACAACGAAGUGACUGCCACCUACCUCCUGCUGGGCAGGAAGACUGAGGAGGGUGGGGACCGGGGCGCCCCAGGGCUGGCCCUGGCACGGGUGCGGGCGCCCAGCGACACCACCAACGGCACGAGCUCCAGCAAAGGCAGCAGCCACAGCAAGGGGCAGCGCAGCUCCUCGUCCACCUACCACCGCCAGCGCCGGCACAGCGACUUCUGCGGCCCGUCCCCCGCCCCCCUGCACCCCAAACGCAGCCCGACCAGCACCGGGGAGGCGGAGCUGAAGGAGGAGCGGCUGGCGGGCCGCAAGGCGAGCUGCAGCGCCGCGGGCAGCGGGAGCCGGGGGCUGCCGCCCUCCAGCCCCAUGGUCAGCAGCGCCCACAACCCCAACAAGGCCGAGAUCCCGGAGCGGCGGAAGGACAGCACGAGCGCGCCCAACAACCUGCCCCCCAGCGUGAUGGCGCGCCGCAACACCUACGUGUGCACGGAGCGCCCUGGCGCCGAGCGCCCCUCCCUGUUGCCAAAUGGCAAAGAAAACAGCUCAGGCACCCCACGGGUGCCCCCUGCCUCCCCCUCCAGCCACAGCCUGGCUCCGCCUUCCGGGGAGCGGAGCCGCCUGGCCCGAGGCUCCACCAUCCGCAGCACUUUCCACGGGGGCCAGGUCCGGGACCGGCGGGCGGGGGGCGGCGGCGGCGGGGGCGUUCAGAAUGGGCCCCCUGCCUCUCCCACGCUGGCCCACGAGGCCGCGCCCCUGCCCGCCGGGCGGCCCCGCCCCACCACCAACCUCUUCACCAAGCUGACCUCCAAACUGACCCGAAGGGUCACAGACGAACCUGAGAGAGUCGGGGGACCUGAGGUCACAAGUUGCCAUCUACCUUGGGAUCAAGCGGAAACCGCCCCCCGGCUGCUCCGAUUCCCCUGGAGUGUGAAGCUGACCAGCUCGCGGCCUCCCGAGGCGCUGAUGGCGGCGCUGCGCCAGGCCACCGCGGCCGCCCGCUGCCGCUGCCGCCAGCCACAGCCGUUCCUGCUGGCCUGCCUGCACGGGGGUGCGGGCGGGCCCGAGCCCCUGUCCCACUUCGAGGUGGAGGUCUGCCAGCUGCCCCGGCCCGGCCUGCGGGGCGUGCUGUUCCGCCGCGUGGCCGGCACCGCCCUGGCCUUCCGCACACUUGUCACCCGCAUCUCCAACGACCUGGAGCUCUGAGCCGCCUCGACCUGGAGCUCUGAGCCACCUCGGCCCUGGGUCCCCUCCUCUCCCUGCCCUUGGCUCCUAGCGGCCGCCGCAGGGCAGGGGGCGGGCAGGGCGGCCUCCCCUCGUCAUGCCGGCCUCCCCGAGUUAGGCUCGGGGCCAAGGUGCCCCCUCUGCUGUCCUCUGGGACCACAGGCGGGGAGAAGGCCGGGGGUCCUAGCGGGGGCAGCUGGCGCCUUCCUGUUCCCCUCACCCGGCGGAGACUUUGGGGGCAGGAAGGGAAACUGAGGAAAGCUCAGCUCGAGAUUCGGGCCUUGGCCGGGGCCAGGGCGAGCUGCUGAGACCACAGACUGGAGAAUGGGGGGCCGGGAGUAGGGGCACAGAGGCGGGGUCCUCCCCCUCCCGCCCCCUCCUGCUCGGACCCCUCUUCUUGCCCCAGGCUGGCGCGGGGCAACUUUGUAGAAAUCCUUGUAAAUACCCCCUCCCCCACCGCAGUCUCCAGAGGGGCUGCCGCUGUCGCCUCCGGUUUUUAAGUUAUUACCCCUCCCUCCUCCUGUCAGCCUGUCGCCCAAUAAACGUAGGACAGCCCCCGCCCCGCCCCGGGGUCUUCCUCCCUGCCUGCCCUGCAGAGGAGCACAGGGGGGCCUGUGACUUUGGGCCAGCGGCUCCGCCCUUCCGAGCCUCAUCUGCAGAAUGGGGGUGGGGGGUGUGUGAAGGUCAAGGGCGACGGGGGAGGGGGCAGGGUCUCCUCCAGCAGGCCCCACGUCCUCCACCGGGCCAGGCCCGCCAGCCACGUUACACUGGACUCUAAGCCACUUCCUAUCCAGUAGUGCAUUUACUCAAUAAACACUCAUGGACCAG
This is a messenger RNA of Lepus europaeus (European hare), 3221 nucleotides long. RefSeq names its product microtubule affinity regulating kinase 4 (gene MARK4). Gene Ontology annotation, cellular component: cytoplasm. NCBI's taxonomy places the organism in Eukaryota, Metazoa, Chordata, Mammalia, Lagomorpha, Leporidae. The transcript has 17 exons. The record is from RefSeq and is a predicted model, not a curated record. Gene Ontology annotation, biological process: intracellular signal transduction; protein phosphorylation; microtubule cytoskeleton organization. The coding region runs from base 117 to 2375 and encodes 752 amino acids. Gene Ontology annotation, molecular function: tau-protein kinase activity; protein serine/threonine kinase activity; ATP binding.